This is a messenger RNA of Aedes albopictus (Asian tiger mosquito), 1355 nucleotides long. Its product is annotated as odorant receptor 85c-like. Lineage: Eukaryota; Metazoa; Arthropoda; Insecta; Diptera; Culicidae. Gene Ontology annotation, molecular function: olfactory receptor activity; odorant binding. The transcript has 3 exons. The record is from RefSeq and is a predicted model, not a curated record. Gene Ontology annotation, cellular component: plasma membrane. Gene Ontology annotation, biological process: detection of chemical stimulus involved in sensory perception of smell; sensory perception of smell. The coding region runs from base 97 to 1266 and encodes 389 amino acids.
UGGAGGUAAUUUUGCUAAUAAAUUCUCUAAUCGGUCCCCAAAGAAGGUGGACUCAUUGUUGGUCUCCCUUUCCGUGCAGCAUUCAAGCGGAGAAAAAUGAACGACCUGGUGAAGUUUGAGUCCUUCAUUAGGGUGCCGGAGAUAUUCUUCGACAUGAUCGGAAUCACCCGUUAUGGGGAACCGCGCGAUACCUGGAAGGCUCGGCUCAAGCAGGCGUUCUUCUGGAGUUCGUACGCCAAUACGAUUUUCUGUCUGAUCAUCGAGCACAUCUACUUCAUCAAAGCGGCGGGGAAUUUCACGAACUUUUUGGAGUUGACGGCGCUGGCACCGUGCAUGGGAUUCACGGCGCUUUCGAUCGUCAAAAUAAUGACGAUCAAGCUGAACGAGGCCAAGCUCAACGGGAUCUUGGAUCGGCUUAGUGAUCUGUUUCCGAGAAGUCACCAGGAUCAGGAUCGCUACCGAACCUAUAACUACAACCUCGAGUCGCAAAUGGUGAUGAAGUCUUUCUCGAUUCUCUACAUGAUCUUGAUUUGGAUCUUCAAUCUUCUCCCGUUGGUGUCGAUGUUGGUGAACUACCUGUCUACCGGAGUUCUGGAAAAAGAACUUCCCUACUUUAUGUGGUACUGGUACGAUUGGCACAAGGUUGGCUACUACGAGAUUACAUUCUUUCAUCAGAAUUGGGGAGCGUUCGAUUCAGCCGUGUUCAACUUGAGCACGGAUUUGCUGUUCUGUGCUAUAAUCCUUUUGAUCUGCUUGCAGUUUGACAUUUUGGCCUACAGGCUUAGACACGCCAAAGGAGACUACAAGGAACUGGAAGAGUGCGCCAAGCUACAUCAGUCGGUUAUCGAAUUGAGUAACCAGCUGGAAGGUAUUUUCUCACCAUCCAUCCUGGUCAACUUUGUCGGAAGUUCGGUUAUCAUCUGUCUUGUUGGAUUCCAAGCAACAUCCGAUAUCAGUGCAUUCGAUUUGUUCAAAUUCAUUCUCUUUCUGAUUUCGUCACUGGUUCAAGUGUUCCUCUUAUGCUACUACGGAAAUAAGUUGAUUGAAGCGAGUUCACAAAUCACGUACUGUGCCUUCGAAGGCACCUGGUAUAUGGCGGAUGUGCGCUACCAAAAAUCGCUUCUCUUCGUAAUGACUCGGGCUGGCAAGUGGCAGAAGCUCACAGCUAUGAAGUUUUCCGUAGUUUCGUUGGCGAGCUACUCGGCGAUUCUUAGUACGUCAUUCUCGUAUUUCACCCUACUGAAGACUAUCUAUGAACCCAAAUAGUAAAAUACAUAGCAUACUAUUUUUGAAGAUGUCAUUUUAAAAAUAUAGUUCGGCUCAAAGGUAAAGUACAAGACCAAUACUUGCAUUGA